UACCUUGAGAGUUUUCGGGAGCAACACAGUAAAAAACUUUUAACAAUGGCUCCAACUACUCAAGAGAGAGGUCACCAGGGCCAAGAACCUGAUAUGGAGACGGUGCCAGAUGAGGCUGUCGUCAUAUCUGGGGUGUCGGGUCUUAUGCCGGAGUGCGCGAGCUUCCUGGAGCUUGGUGAUAAGCUUUUUAUGAAGCAAAACCUGGUAGCCAAGCAUAACCGUUGGAGGAACUUCAGCCACCCAGAGCUGCCAGAAUACUACGGCCUGCUGCAAAACGUCGACAAAUUCGACGCCCAGUUCUUCACUGUGUCCUACAACUUGGCGCACUCUUCGGAGCCUGGCUCCAGGAAGCUGUUCGAGAACACCUUCCAGGCCAUCUUUGACGCUGGAAUUUGCCCCCCUGAGCUGUCAUCCAAAAAAGUCGGGGUAUUCUUAGCCUGUGCUCUGUGCGAUUCUGAGAAGGCUUGUUCCAAGUUAGACGUGUAUUAUGGUCUGGUUGGCUGCGGCAGAGCAAUGUUCUCCAACCGUAUAUCCUUCUGGCUGAACCUGAAGGGUCCCUCCUUCACCCUGGAUGGUGACGCGUGUGGUUCUGGGGUGGCACUAGAGCAUGCCUGCCAAUCCAUCAUGGAAGGUCACUGCGAGGCCGCUAUUGUGGGGUCGGCGAAGAUCCUUCUGCAUCCACAAAUUCCUAUCCUUUAUAACAGAGAAUGCCCAAUGAAUUUCGAUGGCAAAACUAAAUGCUAUGAUGCAAACGCUGACGGUCACUCACUGUCAGAAGCGGUCAAUGUUAUGUUUCUUCAAAAGUACAAGGAUGCUAAAAGAGUUUAUGCCGUUGUACGUCAUGCAAAGGCAGAAUUCCGUGUCUCUAACGAGGAAAUGACCUCGGAGUACCUCAAGGUACCCCGCGAUGCCCAAGUACUGACAAACUUCUACAAAAAGUUCUAUGAGGAAGCAGGAGUGUCACCCUCUUCUGUGGAAUACGUUGAAGGAAUUGGCGCAGCAAACCCUGAGACAGACAAGAUGGAGCUUCAAGCCUUAGAGCAAGUAUUCUGCAAGGACCGCCAACGGCCCCUGUUGGUCGGCAGCAUUGCUUCCAACAUGGGCUACUCGGAGGCAUCGGCUUCCAGUUGUGGGAUCUUUAAGAUGCUCCUCGCCUACCAACGGGGUAUGAUCCCAGCAACCAUCAACUGCGCCACCCCUCGCCAAGACAUCGCAGCGCUGAGAGACGGACGCAUGUGCAUCGCGACCGAGCACGUCCCACUGCUGGGCUCCUUCACCGCCGUCAACGGGUAUUCUCUCACUGGUCUCAACAGCCAUGUUCUUCUAGAAAAGUUCCAGAAGAAGAAGGAUCUAGCCCGUUACCACACCAACAUGCCAUACCUCGUACUGGCGUCGGGAAGACAAGAGACCUCUGUCCAGAUGAUUCUUGAUGACGUCAUGUCACGUCAGCCGGACCCUGAGGAGAUCGCGUUGCUCCACAAUAUUUUCAAGAACUGUAUCGGCCAGCACUUGAUUCGAGGAUAUGGAGUGUACUCAGGCACUAACGAAAAGGUUACCACACAUAGUAAAAAGAUGGACUACUGUGAAGGUGAAAAACGUCCGUUAUGGUUUGUGUACAGCGGUAUGGGGUCUCAAUGGGCCGGGAUGGGAAAACAACUCAUGAGGAUACCUCUCUUCGCUAAGUCGAUCCAAAAGAGUCAUAAAAUUCUGGAACCAAAAGGGUUAGAUCUCAUCAAAAUCAUAACAACUGAAGACGAGGCGAUAUUUGACAACAUUUUGCACUCGUUCGUCGGUAUCGCCGCCAUCCAAAUCGCUUUGACUGACAUCUUGAAAGCCGUUGGAUUGGUUCCAGACAAUAUUAUUGGUCACAGCGUAGGGGAGCUAGGUUGCGCGUACGCCGACGGCUGCUUCUCAGCCGAGCAAGUGCUACAGCUGGCCUAUCUUAGAGGCUACCUGUCCUUGACCACUCCCAUGGUGCAGGGCGCCAUGGCUGCCAUCGGAUUGGGGCACAAACAGAUCUCCAACCUCUGUCCACCUGAAAUCGACGUGGCGUGCCACAACAGUGCCACUUCCACUACCAUUUCUGGCCCCGCUGAAGUGGUGAGGGCGUUUGUUGAAAAAUUAACGAAAGACGGCAUCUUUGCGAAGGAAGUCAACUGUUCUAACAUUGCCUACCACUCCCGGUACAUCGCUACACUUGGUGCCAACUUCAUAAAGAACUCACGGAAAAUUGUCAAAACCCCGAAACUGCGAAGUGAUCGUUGGCUGUCUUCCUCUGUGCCCCACGACAAAUGGACCGAGCCCGAAGCACUAUAUUCUUCAGCUGAAUAUCACACUAAUAAUUUGCUGAGUACCGUAUUAUUCGAAGAAACGCUUCGCUUUGUGCCAUCCAACGCUGUCUUGGUGGAGAUAGCCCCUCAUGGUCUACUUCAGGCGAUUCUCAAGAGGGCUCUGUCUGUUGACUGCCAACACGUGCCUCUCACUCGAAGAGGGCAUCAAGACAGUACCGUCUACUUACUGGAAGCUAUUGGGAACCUUUACAUCCAUGGCUACGAACCAGACGUCAGCGCUUUGUAUCCGAAGGUAGAAUUCCCAGUGUCCACAGCGACAAGGCCGCUGUCACACCUGGUAGAAUGGGUUCACUCAGAAGAAUGGAAAAUGUGUGGUUUCGAUCAACCAGAAAGCGAGUGGUACCAUGCAGAACAUAACUUGACUAUCUCGCUAGAAGAUGAUGAUUAUCAGUACUUGUCAGGGCAUAAGAUUGAAGGUGUGUGCGUAUACCCUUUUGCUGCGUGCUUGGUAGCAGCAUGGGACCUUCUAUGCAUGACUCUGAACCAAGAAGCAAAGAAAGUGUCGGUUCAGUUCCUGAACUUGAAGUUCUACUCGCAGAUGACCUUACUUGAACAUCAUCUUCAAUACAUCACUGUUACUCUGCAGAGGGGAAGUGGACAUUUUGAGGUAUUUGAUGGAAAAGUUGUACUUGUAGAAGGUACUAUAAAUGCUAUAGCGAAGGUCGUCGUUUCUGAGUCAGUUCUACCUGAAACCGUCACGAUGCAAUUGAACAAUGAUGACAUUUACAAAGUAUUUUAUGAACGGGGACAUGAUUAUUCAGACCAGUUCCGCUGUAUACACAGUACAAAUACUUCUAUGACUGAAGCUAAAAUUCAAUGGACUGAUAAUUGGGUAACGUUCAUUGAUGGCCUCAUACAAAUGAACGCACUGAGACAAAAACACCAAGGAGUCUCUCAACUAAGCUACAUUUCUCGUCUCACCAUUGAUUUCAAGCAAAAUAUAAGUGAUAGAGUCUAUUUUGAUGACCUGCUAUGCGCCAAGCAUGAUUUAACACAAGGACGAACUAUUUGCAGUGGAGUAAUGAUUGAGCAAAUUAUAUUCAAAGACAAACCUUUACCUAAGAGGCAAGAAGUGGUAUUAAAAACGUUAAAAUUUGUGCCGUUUUAUCAAAACGACAACAUGGAUCUCACCAAAGCGAUGACCAUCUUAAUGCAAAUGAUUAGUGAACAUAAAAGCAAAGACGAAAUAACUAUAGCUUUCGUUAAUGCUCCAAACAAACUUGAUUAUGCUAAGAAGAUCGAAAAAGUGGUGAAUAAUUUAUCACAAUUAAAAAUAAACAUAACAUCAGUGAAGCUGCAGGACAUUUUGGUUUUGAAACCUUUGGAAAAAACACCUGAUGCAGUGUUUCUGCAUGAUCUGCUCUCUGAUAAAAAGAUCUUCGAAGCUCUCUACCAAAUUCUUGUUCCUGAGACUUUGGUCAUCAGCAUUGGAGCAGAUACGAAAGAAUAUCCCUUAUCGAUAUACAAACCAGUCUCUGUCAUAGGCAGUGGUAAAACUAAUGUGGAACUGGCUAGAUUCAGACCAGCUACUGUACCAUCAAAAACUACAGCGAUUUCUGUGCGUAGCUUAUCUGAUGUUGACCAGUACCGCGUCAAGUGUGAAGAGUUGACACCAAACCAUAGGCUUUUAGUCCUGGCACCAUAUCCGACACCAGUUGGUCUGAAAGACCAGGUCAAUGUGUGGAGGAAGCAGAAUAGAAAUGUUUCUAUGGUCAUGUUUGAUCAGCGGAACGUAAUGGAUAAGGAGCUUGAAAAUAUACCGGAUAUGCCAUUUAGUUUGCUGCAUAAUGGGGUCUGGGGAAGUGAGUACUACUUGCCUGUGUCCGAUUCGGUUCCAACUAAAAAUACAGUGGCGUUACGUUGCUCCCAACUGGGAGACCUCAACUCGCUAAGCUGGGUAGAAGUCAGCGAACCAGUGGAAAAGCGCGGAGUUGAUGUUACGGUACACUAUGCUGGACUCACCGCUAUGGAUGCAUCGAAAGCACUUGCAGAAACACCAGAAGGAUUGGUAAAAGAAGGAUUUGGGAUGGAUUUCAGUGGAGUUACUGCAAGGGGUGAAAGAGUAAUGGGACUGUUACCAAGAGGAGCAGCAUCUAAUAAAGUGCGUGUUGAUCCUAACAUGUUGUGGCCUGUACCAUCCCACUGGACUUUGGAAGACGCUGCCACUGUUCCGUAUGCCUACGCGCAUGCUAUGUAUUGUUUGUACAUAAAAAUUUGGCUCAUGCCUGGUAUGAACGUGUUCAUAUACGGCGGAGCAGGGGCGCUCGGGCAGGCUGCGAUAUCCAUCGCGUUAGCUCACGGGUGCCAGGUCUUCACCACCGUCAAUGACGUCAGGAAGAAACGCUUCUUGAAGAAGCUGUUCCCUCAGUUGAAAGAUCAACAUAUUGGGAACUCGCGUGACGACGCCUUCCAAUCUGUGGUCAAGAAUGCCACGAAGGGUGAGGGUUGCGACAUAUUCCUCAGUUGUGCUAAAGGGAACUUGAAAAAGAGAUACUUCUCCUGCAUUGCCCUCAAUGGAAACAUUAUAGAUACCGCACAACUGGUAUCAAGAGAGAACAUAGAGUUCGAAUACCGAUUCUUGGCUCGGCAAGUUUCUUACCACGCUGUUGACUUCUCCUCCAUAUUUGAUGAGGGAAAAACAUUGGAAAUUAAAAAAUUGCAAAUAAUGCUAAGCGAAGGCAUCAUCCGAGGAUACGUGCGUCCUCUCUCACGAGUGACUUACGAGCCUCAUGAGACUCCGCGCGCCUUCCGAUUGUUGACUGCAAGUCGACACCGAGGCAGAGUGCUGCUUAGUUUGAAGGAGAAGACGCUUGUGGUUGAACCGAGGAUAUCCUGCCAUCCUUCUAGCAGCUACGUCGUGGUCUACAACGAUGAGAUGCUAGGUCUGCGAGUAGCCGAACUCUUGGUCGAACGUGGGGCCACUAACUUAUUUAUUCAUGGAGAACAGACUUCGUACUUGCACUAUAAAAUAGAAACUUGGAAGAAACGUGGAGUUCGUGUGAAGGUUUCUUCAGCCAAUUUGGUGAUUAAAGAAGAAGCGAUGGAUUUUCUCAAAUACUCCAACAGUGUCGGUGGCAUAGACGGCAUCUACGUCGUUUCUUCAAACCUGGGGAAUAAUCAGAAAGCCGUGGCCUCCAUUUUGUCCAACUUGGACUCGGUUUCAAGACAACUUUGCCCUAAUCUUAGACACUUUGCCUUGAUAAGUGAGAAUGAUAAGUCGUGGCGAGAAAUCUUAAGUAAAAGAGCUCAUGACGGUUAUCCUGCCUUGUCAUUGCAGUUGCAGCUGAAAAAGUAUAUUGAUUCCGAAGAAGUAAACAAUCAAACACCUUCAAGCGAUUCAAGCCUCGCCCUUCACAGCGCUAUAAGCGCUAUAGAGAAGGCGCUCUACAGCAAAGAUACCGUCGUCCAAGCUUUUGCACAGAAGAUUNAAAAGAUAGUUCCGCGUAACAUACUGGAAGAGGUGGCGAGGAUACCUGGUGUGAACAUAACCAACGCGACGGUGGACAGGACGAGCUUGGAACAGGUGGGGGUCGACCAGGGCCGAGCACAGGAGCUCUGCAACCUUCUGGAGGACAAGUUCCAGAUUACGAUAUCACCAGCUGAUGUACCGCAAAUGACCAUUGGACAAUUAAAGCAGUUAAAGGUGGAAACCGAAGAUCUAGAAAAAGAAGUGCCCGGUUUCGGGGCGUAUUUGAACGUAUUCGAUGAAAAAGCAUUAGAAGCCACUGCCAACAUUAUCGUGUUGCCGACACUCGUACAACGAGACGAAUGUAAACUCGAAGAUUUCCACGCAAACUUCGAGUAUCUAUGCAUAGUGCCAGGCUUAGACGGGCAUCACGGCCGGUUCAGGUCUCUGUGCGAGCGGUUGAAGAUAUCCGCGGCUGUGCUGCAGCCGGGAAACCAGUACCCGCACGAGACUGUGACAGAAACAGCACAAAGGAUGGCUAAGGUUAUUAUGCAGUACAUGAAACCGAAGAAAGGGUACAAUAUUCUGGGGUACGAAUACGGCGUGCUGGUAGCCUUAGAAAUUGCGUCUAUACUUGAAAGUUAUGGCUACACUGGAACUCUCUACAUGGUUGGUGGAACUCCCGAAGACAUCCGCGCGUCUUUCAACGAACAGUGGAAAGAUUAUGAUGAUAAUGCAGUGCAGAACGAACUUCUCCGGCAUAUGCACACCUUGAUCACCCAAACCACCUCCCCUGACCUGGAAGGCAUUCUUCAGAAAGCCAAAACCUGGCCAGAAAAGGUCAAUUCUCUGAUCGCAGACCUAAAAAACAAAGUGCCACACUCCAUCCAGUAUAUGAGAAGCACCAUAGAAGUGAUAUACUCCAGGAUCAAGCAGUUGCAAAACUACAGCAUUCAACCACAAAAAUUAAAAUCCAAAGUGGUGCUCCUUCAAGCAAAACCUUACAGAUCGUCUCUAGAAUCCCUCAAACCAUAUUCUGACCAGGAACCGUCCCUGAUCAAGCUUCGAGCGAAGCUUCAUUUGGCUCACAAAGACUUGAGCUGUUCUAAUAUUAUCAACAGGUAUCUGCACCCUGAAAUCUUGGAAGAAUAUGAGAAGAGCAACCACUGUGUUAAGCUGUAUGUGACCGUGGAGGAGAAAUUGAAGAUGAUUGGUGUAAAAAUAACUAGUAAUGAGUAAUUCUUGGAUUCCCUAAAUAAGAAUAAACUUUUUUGACUCCUUUCCUAUAACGGACUUGAUAAUUUAUUAUAAACUUUGGUUGGUAAUUUAAACUGUUGACUGUUAAAUGUUUUACAGUUCUAUUCAUGUUUGUU
Ostrinia furnacalis (Asian corn borer) is the source of this 7130-nucleotide messenger RNA. Its product is annotated as fatty acid synthase-like. Gene Ontology annotation, molecular function: fatty acid synthase activity; oxidoreductase activity. Bases 46 to 6996 code for a protein of 2316 amino acids. NCBI's taxonomy places the organism in Eukaryota, Metazoa, Arthropoda, Insecta, Lepidoptera, Crambidae. The transcript is spliced from 41 exons. The record is from RefSeq and is a predicted model, not a curated record. Gene Ontology annotation, biological process: fatty acid biosynthetic process.